AAUAAAUAUUAAAUGAUUUUAAAAGAUAAAAAGAUAUCUACCAAUCCCUAUAUAAGAAGAAGAAAAAAAAACAUAAAAUCUUCAUUUACCAACAAUAAUAUAAAGUGUAUAUCUCCUCUUGCUCUCUUACCCUUAAAACCUCUUUUUGCCUAAAACCAAUUCAUCUAAUACCUCUUCUCUCUCUCUCUCUACUGAUCAACAUCUUCAUAGAGAGAAACAAAAAAAGACAGAGACUAAUGGAGGAGCCAAAAUGGCUUGAAGGUCUCUUAAGAACAAACUUCUUCACCAUUUGUCCUAAACACCGCCAAUCACCGAGGAACGAGUGCAACAUGUUCUGCCUCUCAUGCAAAAACGCUGCGUUUUGCUUCUACUGCCGCUCCUCUUUCCACAUUGACCAUCCCGUCCUUCAGAUCAGAAGAUCUUCAUAUCAUGAUGUGGUGAGAGUAUCGGAGAUAGAGAAGGCAUUGGACAUAAGAGGAGUGCAAACUUAUGUCAUCAAUAGCGCGAGAGUACUCUUCUUAAACGAGAGACCUCAGCCUAAGAACUCUUCCCAUGGCGCCGCCUCCUCCGCCCCGAAAACCAUGUCCUACUUCUGCGAGACAUGUUGCAGAACACUUCUUGAUCCCUUCCGCUUCUGUUCCUUGGGUUGCAAGGUUGAAGGAAUGAGGAAGAAUAAGGAAGAAGAAAGAUUGCGUAAAGAAAGACAACAAGAAACGCACAAAGGCACGCAUCCUCCAACUCAUACCUCUAACUCUAGGCGACGAAAAGGCAUUCCUCAUAGAGCACCUUUUGCUUCCUAAUUUUUAAUCUAAUCUUUUUCAAGAAAUUUAUAUAAAUAUAUAAGAAUAAUACAAAAUUCAUUUCUUUAACUUAUUUGAUAAUAAACCCCAUUUAAUGGUCCA
Molecule: messenger RNA, 902 nt
Organism: Capsella rubella
Lineage: Eukaryota; Viridiplantae; Streptophyta; Magnoliopsida; Brassicales; Brassicaceae
Exons: 4
Coding region: 237-800 (187 amino acids)
Source: RefSeq, a predicted model, not a curated record